Dimorphilus gyrociliatus is the source of this 625-nucleotide messenger RNA. NCBI's taxonomy places the organism in Eukaryota, Metazoa, Annelida, Polychaeta, Dinophilidae. The record is from the annotation of a GenBank genome assembly.
AAUGAAUAUUUUAAUUUUUCAAUUAAUAACAAUAUUUCUUUUGACAAUAAGAAAUAAUGAUUGUGCAAUUUGCGAUUUCUUUCAUCAAGAAGAUAAACAGUUAGCAACAAGCACAUAUGUUGUUAUUUAUAAUAUAGAUGAUAGAGGAGUAGACUAUUGUAAAAAGUUAUGCUAUUAUCUUGAACUUUGCAAGAGUUUCUAUGUUGAUAAACAGGAUAACAACAAAUGUUAUCUUUCAACUGACCAUGCAGGAUUAGGAGGAAGUCAGUUACCUCAAGUCAUUGGUUAUGAUUAUUAUGAAAAACCAGAUGUUUGUGAUACUCCACAAUUUGGAGACACAAUUACCUAUAAAAGUUAUCCUGAUCAGCUUGGCGGAUUUACUUAUCAUACAGUUUUUAAUACAGGUGAAGCUGACUGCAAAAAACUUUGUAGCAUGCUCAGUGAUUGCAAUACAAUUAGUAUUGUAACUUCAAAUCAGAUAUGUCACAUUUUCAAAGCAACCUUUGAUGAACUUACAGAUCGUCGUCAAUCAGUAGGGGAUACUACAUUUUCAAAAAUUGGUGUAACAAUUGAACCUUCAUUGGAUCCAGGGUUAGGUCUUGGGGUUAGGGUUUUAACGCCCUAG